CCCGGCGCCCCCAGAGAGGCCCCCAGGCUCCGGAAUCACCUGCACGGGGCGGGGCGGGGCUGGGGGCGGGACCCCCCAGGCGGGGGCGGGAUCCCGGGGUGUGCGGCGCGGGGCAGCGGCGGCCGCAGCCACCCAGGCCGGGAGCGCAGCGGGGCCGAGCGGGGUUCGCCGAGCGGGGUCCGCGGAGCAGAGCGAUCUGUGCACGUCCACAUCCCACCUUGUAACAACACUGGAUGCUGACCCUGCUGCCCAUGUUGGUGGAGAGAAAAGAGAGGGCGCAGUGGGCCAGGGCAAGAGUAAUCAAGAUGACUACGGCCACCCCUUUGGGGAACACCAUUACCACCUUCAUCUCACUGAACAUGACCACCAGGGGCGAAGACUUUCUGUAUAAGAGUUCUGGAGCCAUUGUCGCCGCCAUUGUAGUGGUCGUCAUCAUCAUCUUCACCGUGAUUCUGAUCCUGCUGAAGAUGUACAACAGGAAAAUGAGAAUAAGGCGGGAACUGGAGCCCAAGAGCCCCAAGCCAGCUGGCCCUUCUGCCCCAGGCCCAAAUAGCAACAGCGGCCAACACCCUGCCACUGUGACCUUCAGCCCUGUUGACAUUCACGUGGAGACUCGGUGACCUCUACCGUGGUGCUAUCUCCAACACUAUCCAAAGAACCUUCUCCAGAGUCAAGACCCCGAAGCACGCUUCUCUGGAAGCUUCACCUUGAGUUCCUUCUGGUCAGGUCAACAGAGGCAUCUUUCAUGCAAUCUCUGAUGUUUUAGGCAAUCCUCAACUCCUUCUGCCCUGUUCCACUCCAACUAUGUCCAUGUCCCUGCUGCCACCCUACCAAAAAGCGGCAGAACAUUCUUUUGUCAUUUGAUGAGGUAGAGCUAUGUUGGGAAUCCACUAAUGUGGGUUUGCUCUCUCCCCACAAAAGCUAGACAGACAGACGCAGAGUCAGGAGUCUUCUGGUUAAAGGUCAAGGUUCAGGAAAUACUUCUGAGAGUGUCACAGCGGGAUCUGCCACUGGGAUCAUAUCAGAUUAAAUGCCAUAACCACAGUUUUGCAGAGCAAGAUAUUCAAUCCCAUAACUAGGCACAGGGGGAACUAACUUGGGCUAACUAACCAGAAAACAAAUUUGUUAAUUUAUAACUUGUUCCAGUACUAGAUGACAGCUAGCUAGCUCAUGACAAUUUGUCAGCACAUUUUUCCCUCUUCAAGAAAGGUUACAAGAAAAAGGCAAUUCAUCUCAAAAAGUUUCUGCUUCGAAGGAGAAGAAAUAGGCAACCUUGAGAAAUAGUGGCCUCUACAAUAAGAGUUUGGUGCAUUGCCCAUGGGCCUCGAAAAAUCCAGGUGGCUGGUAAGGGCUCCUUCUCCUAUUAUGGGCUGGAUCAACCUUUCGUUUCUUGAUUCCCCUUUAUCUGGAUUCUAAGUGACCUUAACUGUAAUACCUUACUUCCAAGAGCCAGGAGUUUGAUCAGAUUAUGUUUCCUGGUCACAUAUUCAGAGUGCCACAUCCACAACCCAUUUCUGUGUAGAGAACUGAUUUCUUACUACUUAGCCUGGGGAACUAUCUACUGCUGAGAAGGGAAAGUAUUUUGGAAUUAAGAAGACUUGCCCUCCAAGCCCUACUUUCAGGUUGUGUGGUCUUGGAAAAGUGACUCAACCCCUCCAUAUUCAGUUUCCUAAUCAUGAAGUGGAAAUGACAACAUCUGCCUCACUGGGUUAUUAUAACAAGCCAACAAAUUAGCAAACCAGCUUGAGUAGUGCCUGGCACCCAGUAGAUGCUUAAUAAAUGGGAACCAGCAUUAUUAUUGUAAGUUUUCUUCAGUUGCAAGAUAUACAUUUGUUCACAUUUUAAUGAUUUUGAAAUGAUUAUAUGUCUUACAACUGAUGGGUCUGUUAAUGUAAUUGUACUUUUUUUCUCCCUCUCAAAACUGUUUUUAACCAAUUGUGUAUCUUACAAUUGAUGGCAUCUUGGAAACAAGAUAAUAAACCGUUAUUC
Nycticebus coucang (slow loris) is the source of this 1989-nucleotide messenger RNA. RefSeq names its product non-compact myelin associated protein (gene NCMAP). The record is from RefSeq and is a predicted model, not a curated record. Gene Ontology annotation, molecular function: structural constituent of myelin sheath. The transcript is spliced from 5 exons. Gene Ontology annotation, biological process: peripheral nervous system myelin formation; regulation of myelination. Bases 234 to 620 code for a protein of 128 amino acids. Gene Ontology annotation, cellular component: paranode region of axon; Schmidt-Lanterman incisure; plasma membrane. Lineage: Eukaryota; Metazoa; Chordata; Mammalia; Primates; Lorisidae.